CAAUGGAAUCACAAUUACCACCUCUCCAUACUGGUUCUUCGGUGGUGAGCGUUCAAGAGCUCAUCAAAGAAACCAUGAAUGCUGUUCCAGAGAGGUAUGUUCGUCGCGACCAAGAACCACGAAUCCUCUCUGAUAAUGGAACUACUCCAACGCCAGUUGUUCCAGUCAUUGACUUGGGCAAAUUGUCCUCGGACCAAAUUGCGGGUGAUCAGGAAUUGCAGAAAUUGCACGAGGCUUGCAAAGACUUGGGUCUCUUUCAGCUGGUUAACCACGGGAUGGGUCCUUCUUUGUUGGAGGAUCUAAGACAUGAAAUCGAAGAAUUUUUCAAGCUUCCCUUGUCAGAGAAAACGAAAUUCAAAAUAAGGUUAGGAGAGGUUGAAGGUUACGGGAAUGUUGCAGGAUCGGAAGGAAAGCUUGAUUGGGGUGAUAGGUUCUUCAUGAUAGUCAACCCCGUCGCCAAAAGGAAAUCUCAUCUAUUUCCAGAGCUCCCUUUAUCACUCAGAUAUACCUUAGACUCUUACAUUAAGGAGACACAAAAGCUGGCCAUGCAGCUACUUCACUUGAUUUCAAAAUGUUUAGAUAUCGAAAUAAAUGAGAUGAAAGAGUUAUUUGAGGACGGCUUUCAAACUAUGAGGAUGACGUACUAUCCUCCGUGCCCACAGCCGGAGCUUGUUGUCGGGCUAACACCACACUCUGAUGCUACCGGCAUCACCAUCCUCCACCAAAUCAAUGGUGUCAAUGGCUUCCAAAUUAAGAAGGAUGGAGUUUGGACACCUAUUCACAUUGUACCACAUGCAUUUGUAGUGAAUGUGGGAGAUGUCAUGGAGAUUCUUAGCAAUGGUCUUUACAAUAGCAUCGAGCAUAGAGCCAUGGUGGAUUCGACAAGAGAAAGGAUCUCAAUUGCUAUGUUCUUCAACCCUAAGCUAGACUCGGAAAUUAGCCCAAUCCAAUCUCUGACAACGAAGGAGAGUCCAUUGUUGUUUAGAAGGAUAAAGACGGAGAAAUAUAUCAAAGAUUUUUUUUCCCAGAAGCUUAAUGGAAAGUCAUAUUUAGAGAAGAUGAAGCUUCAACCACAGAAGGCUGUUGCAUCUAAAGGGGAAUGAAUGAGAAACAUUUUGGAAG
Syzygium oleosum is the source of this 1122-nucleotide messenger RNA. RefSeq names its product codeine O-demethylase-like. Bases 3 to 1103 code for a protein of 366 amino acids. The transcript has 4 exons. Lineage: Eukaryota; Viridiplantae; Streptophyta; Magnoliopsida; Myrtales; Myrtaceae. The record is from RefSeq and is a predicted model, not a curated record.